GAGACUUCUCUCUGUUUAAGCUAUCAAGUACUGACCUACCAGCUCUUGGCAUAGUUUUAAUUGCAUACUCUUUCUUAACUUCUUCAUCAAAAUUUCAAGCCGUUGCAUGCUGUUACCUGCUUUCAGGGCAAGUGAAACUGAAAACUUCAAACAAAAAUUAACAGUACGGCUUGGUAUUUCACUCUGUUCCAUUGAACCUCUGGGAUAAAACUCCCAAUCAUGUUCGAUCGGAUCCAGUUACUAAGGCUGUUGAUGUUUCUCUUUUUAACCCAAAGCUUUGGAGAAGCCCAACGGAUGACUCAAGAUGCUUUACUCAUGCAAUACAUUGAGAGACGAAUCAUGUUACUUGAGGACCGGCUAGAGAAAUGUAACCAAGACAUGAACAAGUAUGUCAGGGAGUUUAGAGACUUCCGGAAAGAAAUCACAGUCCGCUUGGACAGUUUGAAUAUUUACAAAACUGAGUUCAAGAACGAGAUGGAGAUUGUUGGAUCCAGAAUUGAGAGGAUUGAAAAAGAUAUUGAUUAUUUGGAGUCACUGCAACCAACUCAGCCAUGUGUGGAGGUCGAUGAAAAGUUGAUUGAAGAGCAAAUCCAGCAAGCAGAGGAGAAGAGAAAAGCCAAGCUUCAGAUGGCUGCAGAUUGCAACCUCUUGCUCGAUGGAAUCAAGUCAUUAAAAAUUGUUAAAAAAAUAGGUGAGUCCCAAGGUUCUUGGAUAAAGGACCCCGUCCGAGAUUUUCAGAAGGUUUAUUUCUUGAGUGGAACCAAUGGCAAUGUCCUCACUGAGUUUGGAGGCAUCAAGGCUUUCACAGAAAGCGCAAGCAGGAAAAUGGCUAAGAGAGUCACCCUCCCUUUUGCCUGGCAGGGGACGGGUCACAUAGUGUACAACGGCUACCUGUACUUCCACCGCAACGGCACCCUCAACCAGAUUGUCAAGUUCGACAUUCGUAAUGGGACAGUUAAAGACCGCAUGCUUCUGCAGGGGGCAGGCCGAGUGCCCGCCUACCAACUCUCACCAUACACCUUCAUUGACAUGGCUGUGGAUGAGCAGGGCCUCUGGACCAUCCAUGCUGAACCGGAUGAUAGUGGCGGCACCAUCAUCAUCACCAAGAUUGACCACGGCAGCUUGGCAGUGGAGCACUCCUGGGACACCUCCUGCUCCAGCAAGGGAGCUGAGGCGGCCUUUAUGAUCUGCGGCACCCUUUACGUUGUCUACAACACCCAUCAUGGCGGUCGCUCUCGUGUCCAGUGCCUCUAUGACGUCACUGAUGUGGUCACCAGUGCUGAUUUGCCAGUCCUGUACUUCCCCAAGCGCUAUGGCAAACAUUCCAUGAUCCAUUACAACCCCCGGGAACAUCAACUCUACGCCUGGGAUGAUGGCUAUCAGACAAUCUACAAACUCAUCACAAAAAAUAAACUGGAAAGUCGGCCCUCUUUCUAAUAAUUUUCAUCUUUUUAUCCUAAAAUGCCGACUAAUGGUUAUCAUACCUGCAACUUGAUCAGUAUAAUCCACCCAACCCCCAAACAGAAUGACUGGCUUUUAGUUUUAAUUCACUCAAAGCUUCUCUACCACUGACACAGCACAAGUCAUUAGGGUGAUGGAAUUCUCUCCAUUUGGCAAUGGGUGCAGCUCCAAUAGCACUCCAGAAACUUAAUGGCUUCAAGGACAUAGUACUUAUCUGAAAUCCCAAUAAAUUCCAUAAACAUUCAAUUGUUCCACAACCAGCACACAAUGUCAGGAGUGUGUACCCGUUACAAGAUACAGCAACCUGCCAAAAUUGUUUUGGCAAUACCUUUCAAACCUACAUCUUCUACCACCUAUAAAUACAAGAGCUGCAGAUAUUUGGGAACACCGCCCACCAGCAAGUUCCUCUCCGUCAGAUGUCAUUGGGACUUGGAAAUAUAUCACUGUACCUUCAAUAUUCUUUCCUUACAGCGCUGUCAGGGUACCUACACCAUAGGAACUCCACUGGUUCAAGAGAGCAGCUCACCUUCAAGGGUAAUUUUGGAACAUGGCUGGUAAUGUUCACUUCAUAAGUACAUUACUAAGAUAUUCUUAUGAAACAAAAUAGGACAGGUAAAACAAAACUGGAAAUGCUAAUAAUACACAGCAGAAUACACUGAUCAUAUCUGUAUGGAGACAAUGGUGGGUAUUGCAAAAUGUGAUCAGGAAACUACUCAAAUGUAGACAAGACUGUCCUUGCUGUUCAUAGACAUCAACAGAUCUUCUGUGCAUCACCUACAUUUCUGCAAGAGGCUAAUCUAAUCACCUACUAUAAUUUGUAACUGCUCUGUCUUCCAGAAAGGAUCAUCCAUGAGAAGACAAAAGGAGGAACAUCUUGGCCUCACAAUUCAUUAAAUUUAAAUUGUUUUGUCCCUUGGUUGUGCAUUUUCAACUCCAGAAUCAACAGCCAGAUAGUUGCUGCCUGUUGCAGAGAGGCAGCAAGUUUAGGUAUUUAUAUUGAAAGACUGUAAAAUGAUGAUGAGGAAUAGGCAGUAUUUAAGGUCAUGUCAACAUGAUAGUGAGAGGGAACUAUAAGAACAGAUUCUUGUUUAUGUCUGUUGCUCUUCCCUCUUCCAACUCCAUCACAUCCUCCCGAAAUCUUUCAGUUCCCUUAAGAGACAUUGCAGACCUUCCAGUUCCUGACCCUGACAAAGGUACAUUACACCAAAAAAUUGGCUCAUCUUUUCCUGUACAAGCUGCUUUUCAUUUUGUUUUAUGAUGAUUGAUUUUUCUUUGGAUCUACUUUUUCCCCACUUUAAAAUCUUGUGAAAUUGCUUCUCAUAAAGAUGAUGAAGUCUCCACCAUGUCUAAUAAGAGGUAAGCUUUAUACUAGACGAUUAAUGAUAAGCCUUUUCCAUCGCAAAUGAAUUAAAUUACAAAGGCAUCGCUUUUAAUAUGUUCAGUGCACAGGUUUUUUUUCAGGCAAUGUUAUAAGCUUUUAGCAUUUAAUUAAAAUGCAAUUAAUUUCACUGCUUGAUCAUCUCCACUCACCUUUUUAAAAAUUCGUCUGAUUUCAGGAAAAUUGAAAUGUCUAUAAAUCAGGGCUUCUCAACCAUUUUGCUUUGAUAGCCUCUCCCCAUAUUAUAAAAAUUCCUGUCCCCUGUUGUAACAUAAGUUUUUUUUUCUGUAUAAAAUUCAGUUGUACAAUUAAAUGUAUACAUUUGUCAUUAAAUUUGCUUUAUUUGCAUCUUCUCUGCUAUGUUGCAGCUUUUCCCCUUUUUGUGAUGACAUUCUCUUUUUCUCUCUGCACUCUGAAGAUAUUGUGUAGAAUAAUCUUUCCAAUUUGCAAGUUCUUUGUGGCUUAAGCAAGCAUUUUUUAAUGCAUAUACUGUGUAAACCUGCUGCUAGAUAGAAUUUCAGUUCCCAAAUGGUACAACAGACAAUAACAUGAUUGUAACUUUCCCACUCUUGUAAAUCCAGUCCUGAAAUUACACAGUCAAAAUGUACAUCAACAAUAUUUGCAUUAAUGACUUAGUCAAAAACAUCUUAUUUGCAGAUUCAUUGUAAAAAGCCUUGACCAGAGUUUUCCACACAAGCAGCACAUGCACACUCUGACUCCAAAAACGUAUAAACAAACCCAUCCAAAUAUUGGACUUUGGACAAUAAAAUAGUAAUGUAACUGGAAUAGUAAUCCAGAGGUCUAGACAAACGCUCUGGUCACAUGGGUACAAACCCAGUCCUCCUAGCAGCUGGUGGAAAGGAAAUCAUUCUGUUUUCUGAUCAAUGCACCUCUUGAUCCACAGCAAUGUGGUUGCCUCUGAAAUGGCCAAGCAAACUUCUUAAGGGCAAUAGGGAUGGUCAACAAAUGCUGGAUUUGCCACAUCCCAGGGAGAAAGUUUGAAAACUGCCAGCCAUGUAGCUCUGUCUCUGAGUCAGAAUUUUCUGGAUUCCAGCCUACUUCAGGGCUUGAUCCAAGCUGACACUUCAGUGCAGUACUGCAGGUAUGCUGUACUGUUGGAGAUACUGUCUCUUGAAGAGCCACUAAAUCAAAGCCCUGUCUGGCUUCUGAAGAGGAGAUGAAUUAUCCCAUGACAUGUUCAAUCGUCAUCACAAAAACAGAUUAUCUUGUCAUUAUCUCACUCUUAUGGGUUUACAGAGUGAAAAAGAGCAGCACGGUGGCUCAGUGGUUGGCGCUUCUGCCUCACAGCGCCAGGGACCUGGUUUCGAUUCCAUCUUUGGGCAACCAUCUGUGUGGA
Molecule: messenger RNA, 4196 nt
Organism: Rhincodon typus (whale shark)
Lineage: Eukaryota; Metazoa; Chordata; Chondrichthyes; Orectolobiformes; Rhincodontidae
Gene: olfml1
Product: olfactomedin-like 1
Exons: 3
Coding region: 220-1437 (405 amino acids)
Biological process (GO): signal transduction
Source: RefSeq, a predicted model, not a curated record